UGAGCAACAGCAGAUAAAUGUUGCCCCCUCUUCAGAAUCUUUUACCAACUGGAGAGCUAUCUUAUCACCAACAUGGCCUUCUAGAGAACUUGAGUCUUCCUCAGUGGCUGACGUUUCAGUGAAGCAAGCCUUGGAGAAUGCUAAUCUGCGUCAGAUAAUAAGAAGUACAUUAGCAGGGACACGGAGCAGAACGAUGGAUCAAACUAGGGUUUUGCCAACUCUAUAUCAAGGCAGUGGCAACAGUGCCUCCCAGGACCCUCCUGAGGUAUCGGCUGAGUCAUCCAUGAGGUCUCAAGAUGCUGAUGAAAUGACUAUUGUAUCAGUGUUACCGUCUGUGUCUCCUGGUGUAAUACCAUCUGUAGCAACUUCAGAAGCAACACCAAUUACAGGAAAUUCAGCUCCGACAUCACCAAUGCGGACUUCAUCCUUGUUCUCACUGAGCACUGAAAAUUUGCCAUCUGUGAUGGCAUUAAGCACGUUAAUAUCUACACUAGCAAAAAGUAGCACUGCCACAAAAAUGGCACUGACUUUAAGCCCAAUAGUGACACAUGCAACAUUUCCAGUUGUAUCAAGAAAUGAGUCUGCAACACCUGUGCAUACCACCAGUUCACUUCCAAACUCUAAGUCUAGUACAGUUUCAUCUCCCACAACACAUACACCAGAACAUACUGAAACAACAGUACUUAACCACAGGAAACCCACAAUCUCAGACAUCACUAAAACAUCAACUGCAUACCCACUGACAAUUACAGCAGCUUUGACAUCUAUUACAGCAUCAGCGAAAACAACUAGACUUCUCCCUACACCUGCUGAAAAUACCUCUGCUGCUGCUGCUGCUGCUGCUAUUACUACCCCACCAGUGUCAACUGCAGCUUUUGCUAAUGUGACAACAGUUCUUCCUUUGGAAUGCCAGCUCUCCAGAAACCUUCUUAUUAAGACAGUUUUGUUUCUGAACACAAGAAGGCUGCUGCUGAAUGACUCCUUCAAACAGAAUGUCACAAAAGGUCUUACCCAGGCAUUGCGGCAGGCUUUCAACCAAAAUGUCAAUGCUCAAAUUGAAAUCCUGGAACAAUCAAACAAUGUGACAGUUGGUUACUAUGUAACUCAGGAGAGACUGGUUUUCAUACCUGCUGUGGUUAUAGAAAUGUUGAUUGCUUACGGUGUUAGUAAUGCCACUUCGGAUAUUAAGGAACACGUGCCAAAUCUUCAUUCUGUUGCUGUCUUAGCCUUGCCAUGGACCCCACUGCCAGCUUACCACUUUCAACUGAAAACAGAACUGCAGUUUGUGGGCCAGUCGGACAACAUACAGUCAUGCAUAUUUGUUCAGACCAUGGAACUACGAUUGCAGAAAGCAUUUCAAGAUGCUGAGAAAAAAGUCUUCAACACCACUAGCAAGUUAACUGUUCAGAUUCUGAACACCUCAAAUAUUUCUCAGUCUGUCAGUCUCUUUUAUGUGGUGAGAAAUGAAACCACAGUCUUGAAUGGCACAGUGUCAAGCAACCUUCUUAAUCAUCUUUCAGCAGAAUUGGUGGGAUUCUAUCUCACCUACCCACCUCUGACUAUCGCCGAAGCUUUGGAAUACCCAAAUCUGGAUACUUCAGAAGCCACUAGAGACUAUUGGGUGGUUACAGUUAUACAGGGAGUUGACAUUACUUUGUUGGGAGUGAAUAACCAGAGUUUUGCAAGACUAAUGGAGCAGCGUUUAGCACCACUGUUCCUGAUGUCUCAACAGCAAGGAAGACGAUUUAAACGAGCCACUACAGUUGGCAGCUACACUGUGCAGAUGGUAAAAAUGCAGCGGAUUCCAGGUCCCAAGGAGCCUGCAGAGUUAACUUAUUAUACUUUAUACAAUGGCAAGCCUUUGCUGGGCACAACAGCUGCCAAAAUUUUGAGCACCGUUGAUUCACAAAGGAUGGCCUUGACAUUGGGAUACGUUGUUCAAGUACAAGCUGAUCCUGUGGUAAAAAACCCACCCAACAAUCUAUGGAUCAUUGCAGCUGUGCUGGCACCCAUUGCUGUAGUUACCAUCAUCAUAAUCAUCAUCACAGCUGUUCUAUGCAGGAAGAACAAAAAUGACUUCAAGGGAGACACAAUGAUGAACCUGCCACAAAGAGCCAAGCCAGUUCAAGGCUUUGACUAUGCCAAGCAACAUUUAGGCCAACAGGGAGCGGAAGAUGAAGUUUUGCCUGUUACUCAAGAGACUGUUGUGUUGCCGCUUCCUGUGAGAGAUGCUCCAGCUUCCCAGGAGAGGGAUAUUAUUCAGGAUGGAAGCAUGGCUAAAACGGCCAAGUCCAAUGACAUAAGAAAGAGCAGGUCGCCUAGUGAGAAUGGUUCUGUCAUCAGCAACGAAUCAGGAAAGCCCAAUUCAGGCAGAGGCUCUCCACAGAAAGUAAUGGCACAGCAGAAAGUGACAAAAGAGGAGGGAAGAAAGAGAAAUGUGGCCAUGAGUGAUGAAGAGGACGGAGGCAUACUCUUCGAUAAUGUUGCUAAAUCUAACGUUGAUCCCUUCGACACAUCUUCUGGAUCUGUACAAUUGAUUGCCAUAAAGCCUGUAGCUUUGCCUUCUGCACACCCAACCUCAGACAGGAGUCAGGAAACUGCUGUUCUUAAUGGGGAGAUUAAUAAAGCAUUGAAACAGAAGUCUGAUAUUGAGCACUAUCGCAACAAGUUGCGUCUGAAAGCCAAGAGGAAAGGCUACUAUGAUUUUCCCCCAGUUGAUAACAAUAAGGGCUUGGCAGACAGAAAGAAGAUUUAUGAAAAAGCACAAAAUGAAAUAGAUCAUAUUUUGGAUCCUGAUACUGAUGGAUCCUCUCCAUUCAUAGAGCCCAAAAACAGGCAACAGAUGAAGAACUCUGUUUAUCGAAGCAGGCAGUCUUUAAAUAGUCCUAGCCCAGGAGAAACUGAAAUGGAUCUUCUAGUCACACGAGAGAGACAAAGGCGUGGAAUCCGCAACAGUGGCUAUGAUACUGAACCUGAAAUGAUAGAAGAAACAAAUAUUGAUAGAGUCAAUGAGCCCCGAAACUAUACUAGAUCCCAUCAAGCAAAAGGUCAUUCAGAGACAUCAACUCUGAGUUCGCAGCCAUCUAUUGAUGAGGUUAGACAGCAGAUGCACAUGUUACUGGAAGAAGCCUUUAGUUUGGCCUCAGCAGGCCAUGGAGGACAGAGCAGGCAACAAGAUGCUUACAGUUCUACACAGCAGUUGCCAUAUUCUGAAGUUGUGACCAGUGCUCCUGGUACCAUGUCUCGACCUCGGGGAGGAAUUCAGUGGGUGCCGACAUACAGACCAGAAGUGUACCAGUACAGUCUACCUAGACCAGCAUAUAGGUUUUCUCCUCUCCCUGAGAUGCUGACGGGUUCUCCACCUCCUCCUGUGCCUCCCAGAACAGGACCUGUUGCUGUCACCUCUCUUAGGAGGUCGACUUCCGAUAUUGGCAGCAAGACAAGAAUAUCAGAGUCCAGUGGGACUGAACAGAUACAGCCGCAUGAUCAUGCCCCUUUUGUCCCAGUAUCAAGAGCCCCAGUAUCUGUGGCUCCAUUGGAUCAAUCAGCUUUGAAUUACUCAGGAAGUACAGUUCCAGCAGUGUUUGCCAUCCCAGCAGCAAACCGACCUGGGUUCACAGGCUAUUUCAUCCCAACACCGCCUGCAGCAUACAGAAACCACACCUGGAUGUCCUAUGCUGGUGAAAAUGAACUACCAGGACAAUGGGCUGAUUCGGUCCCAUUGCCUGGCUACAUAGAAGCUUAUUCCCGGCCACGCUAUCAGCACAACUCUCCCUCCAGGCUUCCUCGACAGUACAGCCAACCAAUAAAUAUGCAUCUCAGCUUGGAGCAAGCCCCUCGGCCCUCGUCGGUUACCUCUCAACAGAGCCUAACAGAAAAUGACUCUUCCGAUAACCCUCUUGCCAACCUUUCUACAGCUGCUUUAGUGAAGGCAAUAAGAGAGGAAGUAGCUAAGCUUGCCAAGAAACAGACAGACAUGUUUGAGUUUCAGGUGUGAUGCCUUCAUGCGCUGUAAGUUUGCAUCACAUCACUAGUUAGGUCUCUGGUUUUUAAAAUCGGCAUGUGGCUUGUGCCAAAACAAUGCCGUUCUUUUCCUAUUAUGAAACAGUCAGUACUGGGUUUUUGAUGUUAAAUAGAACAGCUGGUUGAAGAUCAAUUCUUUACCUAUUAAGAUGUUCCUGGUACCUUCUGUUAAACAGAUAUGUAAUAUAUUUAUAUGCAAUUGUCUGUUACAUACCUCUCGUUCCAUGAAGCUCUUCUGUUGUUGGAAACCUUAUUUAAACAAUAUACCUGUCCAAUGUUCCAGUAUAUUAAGAGCUUGGGAAGCACAAAUAUACAUCACUCUGUAGCAACAUGUGCAUGUAAAAAAAAAGUGAAGUUUGUCUUUCUGGAUCAAAAAGAAACAAUACUAAUAUGAACAUUAAGGGCAUGUAUUUAUAUAAUACUGUAAUGGCCAAGCUGAUACAUUUUUGAGACAACGUAUCAAAGGACUGAUUACAGCAAAGCAAUAGAGCUGAGUUCUACUAGAAACCACACUUGAAGAGCAACAAUUUGAUGUAAACGAACUCUAUAAAGACCUUGGUAAAUAUCCCCAAAUUGAUUAACUUAAAAAUCAGAAAAGAGAAUGAACUACGAAGAGACAUACCAGCAUAAUUGGUGUUUGAAGAGCUGGUAUGACGUUCCUGUUGAGUUACACAGAAGUGUUUUCAAUACCCUGUCUGUCUUCACUGUGAAAGAAAAUUGACCAAGUAAAAGCUCCAUGGAAUUUCCCAAUGAAAACAAAUUCUUUGAGUGUGCCCUAUAUUCGAAAAGGUUUUCACUCUGAACACAUAGUGAGAGUGUUGAAUUUGAGAACCUUGUGUCUGUCUCUGGUUGGAACAAUGAAUACACCUGCUUUUACAACAAAAUCUCUGUUCAACACAGAGCACUCUCUUCCCCCCUCUAAACAAUGGCUUCUAGUGAACUGAUGCCAGAAAGAGCUGAUCAGAGCUAUGACUAGCUUUGAUGACAGUGGAGCCAUGACCAUGCAAACUGUUUGAGACAUCACUGUAUCUUUGUGGGUUGACUACAACCUGUUUAUUCUAUUAAAGUGUAAAUUAGCAAGCAAGUCUCUCAGGAUGGAACAAAACAUUCUGUAAAUGGCGAUGCUUUAGGGAACCCAAGGUUGCAGAUUCUGAAAGGUAAAUGUAAAUCAUUGUUCGACUGCAAUGCCAUGAAAAUACAGCCUCUGGUUUGCAAAAAACAAUAUAUAUAUAGCAAAAUAUGACUGUGUUCUGACUCAUCUUUGGCAGUUCCAUUUUUUUUUUUUUUAAAUCUAGACUCUCACAGGAAAACGCUUUUUAACUUAGCAUUUACGGUGAACUGAGACACUGUUGGGAGAACUAGUCUAGGAUCCAAUGGUGCAUUUCUGUUGGUUCUCACUGCUUCUUGCAGAAUUGGUGACCUCUCUUCUUCCAGACAACCUAAAAAGCUGCUGGUAACCCAUUUAGAGGAAAUGUUUUGGUACAAUAGAGAGCUGCAGCAAAAAGGAGAAGAGAAGAAAUUUCAAAUUCUGGUGGUGGUAGGUACUGAAACUUGUUGUUGGAUCUUAGCUGUUACCUUAUACAUUGGUGUCUGCUAUGAAAACAGUUUUCUGUGUUCAUUUUUUUUUUGCAGAUUCAAUUUUGUAAUAACCUCUU
Molecule: messenger RNA, 5678 nt
Organism: Pogona vitticeps (central bearded dragon)
Lineage: Eukaryota; Metazoa; Chordata; Lepidosauria; Squamata; Agamidae
Source: RefSeq, a predicted model, not a curated record